AUGUUACCAUACAUCGAUGCUCCUUUCGAAUAUGCCGCAGGCAUCUUGGGAGCCUCGACUGAUGAACUAAAACUCAUCACUUCCUUCCUCCUAUCAUAUCCAUUCGCAGGGCUCUUGAAACGAGUUCCAGAUUCGAGACCUGAUUUGAAGAAUUUCUUCGUCAUUGGGGUUUCCUCGUUUUACCUCCUUGGGCUUUUCGAUUUAUGGGGUGGUACAAGAACACUGGCUAUUAGUUCUAUCGGGGCAUACUGUAUCGCAAAAUAUGUGCAAGGUCCUUUCAUGCCAUGGGUUGGCUUCGUGUUUUUGAUGGCACAUAUGUCAGUGAACCAGCUGGCUCGACAAUUUGCUAAUAACCCAGGAGUGGUGGAUAUUACGGGGGCUCAAAUGGUGAUGGUUAUGAAACUAUCGGCAUUCUGUUGGAAUGUUGCAGAUGGCCGAAUGAAAGACGAAGAAUUGACAGAAGAUCAAAAGGAACGGGCCAUCAAACAACUACCAAGCUUGCUGGAUUACGCUGGAUACGUCCUCUUCUUUCCAUCGCUCUUCGCAGGUCCGGCUUUUGAUUAUGUGGACUAUAAGCAGUGGAUUGAAACCACAAUGUUCGAAGUGCCUGCUGGUGUUGAUCCCUCAAAGAAACCUCCAACUCGAAAGUUGCGAAAAAUUCCAAGGAGCGGUACCCCCGCGAUGUGGAAAGCUGCUUCUGGUUUGGGUUGGAUCUUACUUUUCUUGAAGCUAUCUGCGUGGUAUUGGCCUGAUCUUUUGACUGGUGAUGAAUACAUAACUUAUGGUUUUGCUCGCCGUGUCUUUGUUCUUCAUAUGGUCGGUAUGACUGCUAGAUUGAAGUAUUACGGUGUAUGGGCAUUGACCGAGGGUGCAUGUAUCCUCUCAGGUCUUGGUUAUAAAGGUAUUGAUCCAGUUACUGGCAAAGUCUCUUGGGACAGGCUUUGCAACGUUGACCCAUGGGGAGUGGAAACGGCCCAAAAUACUCGCGCAUAUCUGGGAAACUGGAACAUAAACACGAAUAAUUGGCUUCGAAACUAUAUUUACCUACGAGUUACUCCAAAGGGCAAGAAGCCUGGUUUCAGAGCUAGCAUGGCAACUUUCGUAACCAGUGCUUUCUGGCACGGAUUCUUCCCUGGCUAUUACCUUGCCUUUAUCUUGGCCAGUUUUAUUCAAACCAUCGCAAAGAACUUCCGCCGUUGUUUCCGUCCCUUUUUCAUCGACCCCAAAACAUCUCAACCCACAUCACACAAACUCUACUACGAUGUCUUCUCGUGGCUAGCAACUCAACUUGCAUUCUCAUUCACGGUCGCUCCCUUUAUACUUCUUACUCUCCCCGCUUCAUUCCUCGUCUGGUCACGCGUCUAUUUCUACGCUAUCAUCGGCACUGCCCUUUCAACCGCUUUCUUCGCUUCGCCUGCUAAAUCGCAUUUGAUGAAGAUGGUAAGCGAGCGAACUAGCAAGGCUGAUAAGGGAUUGAAACGUUCAGCCAGUAUGGAGAGUCUAGGAGGCAAGGAACCGGUUCUUGGGUUGCCGGCUGAUCCCUCAAAAGAUCUUGACGAGGCAAUUGAAGAAGCAAAGGCGGAGCUUCAGGCGAGGAAGAGAAAGGGAAAAAAGGUAGAAUUGAAGUAA
This is a messenger RNA of Botrytis byssoidea, 1629 nucleotides long. RefSeq lists its product as uncharacterized. Gene Ontology annotation, cellular component: membrane; endoplasmic reticulum. Bases 1 to 1629 code for a protein of 542 amino acids. Gene Ontology annotation, molecular function: 1-acylglycerophosphocholine O-acyltransferase activity; 1-acylglycerol-3-phosphate O-acyltransferase activity. The transcript is spliced from 5 exons. The record is from RefSeq and is a predicted model, not a curated record. Gene Ontology annotation, biological process: glycerophospholipid biosynthetic process; lipid modification. NCBI's taxonomy places the organism in Eukaryota, Fungi, Ascomycota, Leotiomycetes, Helotiales, Sclerotiniaceae.